Messenger RNA from Closterium sp. Yama58-4, 3471 nucleotides. NCBI's taxonomy places the organism in Eukaryota, Viridiplantae, Streptophyta, Zygnematophyceae, Desmidiales, Closteriaceae. The record is from the annotation of a GenBank genome assembly.
AUGCAGCCCGAACGGCCGCCGCAGCCCGCGGCGCACGGAGCAGCGGUGGCGCGCGGAGAUGGGGCGGAGGAGGCGGAUGGGGAUGGCACCGCAGCGGCAGCGGCGAUGUGCGCCGCGGAGGUGGCGGGCGCGCUGGAGACGGUGCAGCUGGGCCUGGCGGAGAUGGCUGACGCGCUGCGCCGCCUGGCAGAAGGAGCGCCCAUAGACUUGCCCUUUGCAGAGCUGCGUUUCCUCGCCUCCAUCUCGCCCCACCACCUCGCCUCCAUCACGCCCCACCUCCUCGCCUCCAUCACGCCCCACGCCAUGGCUCCCCUCCCUGCUGCCCCCGCGCCCCCCCACCCGUCUCUCCAUGUGCCCGCCGCUUUUGUCACUCCACCGCCACCUGCUGCUGCUCUCACCCCCGCUGCCCCUGCUCCCCCCUCUGCCGCGCCUCCUGCCUCUGCCUCUGCCUCUGCGGCACUCCGCUCACCGCCCACCCGCCCGGUCCCUCCCGCUCCUCCUUCCCUCCCGCGUCCCCGUGCUGCUGCACGUGCCCGCACACCUUGUGCUGCACGCACCCAAGUGCCGCCACUCCCGCCCCUGCCCGCUCUGGAUGCCUCCUCGCCCGCCGCGCAUCCUCCUGCUGCCCCGCCGUCCCUGCCUGCCACUGCUGCUGCCGCUUCUGCUGCACCUGCUGCUGCCAGUGGCGGGGCUGCAGGGGAGCGCGUGCGGCGUUCCCCCCGCCUGCAGCAGCGCCUCUUCACCGCCCCCCGCCCGGCCUCCCCUGCCGCACCCACCGCCGCUGCACGCCCCACCAGUGCAGACAGCAGCAGGGCGACGGCGGCAGGGAGGGCGGGGGCGGGCGUGGAGCGGGCGGCGAUGAGAGAGUGGGUGGAGCGGGAGACGUGGCGCGUGCGGCGGCACAACCCCCACAUGGCGCCCGGUGAGGCCCGCCUCGUGGCGCUCGCCCGCUGGCGCCGAGAGAAGCGGCAGCGCCUGCUGCUGGUGGGCCGCGAUGGUGGGCAGGCGGGGGGAGGGGCGGGCCGAGCAGACGCGGAGGCGGACGAUGAUGAGGCGAGCGCAGGGAUGCACGCGGGUGGGAGGGAGGGCGGCGCGGCUGAUGAUGCGGCGAGCAGGGCGUGGGGAGUUCUGGGUGAGCUGGGGGUGAGGGAGGUGAGGGAGGAGGAGUUGGAGGAGCUGGAGGAGGAAGAGGAGGGGGACGAGGAGGAGGAGGAGGAGGAGGAGGAGGAGGAGGAGGAGGAGGAGGAGGAGGAGGAGGAGGAGGAGGAGGGGGAGGAGGAGGAGGAAGGUGAUGAGGAUGGAAUGGAGGGCGAAGGAGUGGGGGAGGGCGAGGAGGAGAGCGACGUGGUGGAGGUGCCCUUGCCCGUGCCUGGGCGGGCGGGGCUACACCGCUCGCCUGGCAGCAGCGCGGGCGGUGCAGGCGAGGAGGGAGUGCAGGGGGAGGAGGAAUCGGGGGGGGAGGAGGAAGCAGAUGGGGAGGAGGAAUCGGAGGGGGAGGAGGAAGCAGAUGGGGAGGAGGAAUCGGGGGGGGAGGAGGAAGCAGAUGGGGAGGAGGAAUCGGAGGGGGAGGAGGAAUCGGAGGGGGAGGAGGAAGCGGAGGGGGAGGAGGAAGCGGAGGGGGAGGAGGAAUCGGAGGGGGAGGAGGAAGCGGAGGGAGAGGAGGAAGCGGAGGGAGAGGAGGAAGAAUUGGAGGGGGAGGAGGAAGCGGAGGGAGAGGAGGAAUCGGAGGGGGAGGAGGAAGCGGAGGGGGAGGAGGAAGCGGAGGGGGAGGAGGAAGCGGAGAGAGAGGAGGAGGCGGAGGGAGAGGAGGAAGAAUUGGAGGGGGAGGAGGAAGCGGAGGGGGAGGAGGAAGCGGAGGGGGAGGAGGAAGCGGGGGGGGAGGAGGAAGCGGAGGGAGAGGAGGAAGAAGCGGGGGAGGAGGAAGCGGAGGGGGAGGAGGAGGAAGCGGAGGGGGAGGAGGAAGCGGAGGGGGAGGAGGAAGCGGAGGGGGAGGAGGAAGCGGAGGGAGAGAGGAGGAAGCGGAGGGAGAGGAGGAAGCGGAGGGAGAGGUGGCGCAGCUUGGGGGGCGAGGGAGCGGGUGGGGAGGAGCGAAUGGAGGUGGAGGGGAGGGAGGAGAGCGAUGUGGUGGAGGUGGUUGGGGAGGGCGAGACGACGCAAGAGCAGGGCGGUGGGGCAUGCAGCUCCGAUGGUGUGUGGUGUCUGGAGGGGCAGACGGAGGGCGCGGAGGACAAACAGGGGCAGGGGGAAGGGAAGGGGGAUCGGGAUGGGGAAGGGGAAGGGAAAGGGGAGGGCGAGGGGGAGGAGGCGGAUGUGGUUGUGGUGGAUGACAGCGAGGGGAGUGACGGCAGCCAAGGGAAAAGAGGGGGGGAGCGAGUUGAUGAGACAGAGAAAGGCGGCGAGAAGAAUGGAGCGGGCAGCGCGGGAGGCGCUGCAGGGAGGGGUGCUGCGGCGGGGCAGGAUGCGACGUGUGUGGCGGGGGCAGCGGGCGGAGGUGGGGCGAUUGGCAGGGGUGGGGCAAGAGGAGAGGGGACUGGAGGGAGGGGCGACGGGCGGAAAAGAGGGAAAAGAGAAGGUAUUAGGGAAGGAAGGGUUAGUGGCGGCGCGGCAGGUGAGGCAGUGCAGGGCGCAGGUGAGGCAGUGCAGGGCGCAGGUGAGGCAGUGCAGGGCGCAGGUGAGGCGGUGCAGGGCGCAGGUGAGGCAGUGCAGGGCGCAGGUGAGGCAGUGCAGGGCGCAGGUGAGGCAGUGCAGGGCGCAGGUGGCGAGUGGAUGGCAGCACGGGCGGGGAGCGCAGGGAGAGGGAGGGGAGGCAGGGGGGGAAGGAGGGCAGGGCAGAGCGAGGAGCACAUGAAUGGGGUGAGUGGGGCUGUUAAUGCGGAGGAGGGGGAGGUGGAGAGCGAGGUUGAGGGGGAGGUGGAGGGCGAGGUGGAGGGGGACGCGGACGAGAAUGAGGAUGGCAGUGGGGCGAGCAGUGGGGAGGCAGCAGGUGGAUGGGAUGGCGGGCGGCGAGGCGGUGCAGUGCUGGCGCCCCUCAGUGCUGGCGGGGCUGGCAGAGCCGCCCUCAGUGCUGGCGGGGCUGGCAGAGCCGCCCUCAGUGCUGGCGGGGCUGGCAGAGCCGCCCUCAGCGCAGCUCUCAAGGCGCGCAAGAGGAGGCGGCAGAGGCAGUGGCGCAGACGGAGAGAGGAGGCUGCGAGACAAGGGGGUGAGGCAGGGAGGCAUCACCGCGGGGCAAAAGGGGUCGAUGUGGGGCCGGGCCACACGCAGGCUGCAACACGGCCCAGCACGCCUUCCAUGGUGCCUGUGGGUGGCGGCCGUGCAGUCGCCUCACCCGUGUCCCCCUCGCCCGUGUCCCCCUCGCCUGUGUGUCUCACGCGGCGCCAGCAAAGGCGGCACAGAAAGCGGCAGCGCAUGUUGAUUGAAGGCGCCACCGCAUCGCUCUCCCACCCCUCCCUGUCCACCGCCCUCUCACUCUGA